Molecule: messenger RNA, 3939 nt
Organism: Guillardia theta CCMP2712
Lineage: Eukaryota; Cryptophyceae; Pyrenomonadales; Geminigeraceae
Exons: 6
Coding region: 1-3939 (1312 amino acids)
Molecular function (GO): protein binding; NAD+-protein-arginine ADP-ribosyltransferase activity; calcium ion binding
Source: RefSeq, a predicted model, not a curated record
AUGUCGUAUAUCAGGAUGCACUUGGAGUGGAGGAAGGACGGGAAACACUCGUCCAUCCGAGCUUCGAAACGAUCCCCGCAUGCUAGUGACAAGGAGUGGGGCGAGUGGUGCCAGAGCCUCUACCAAGACGUCAUGUCUUCACUACAGCCCAACGAGGUCCCAGUCCCCUCCUCCUUCCCUUCCAGGGCGAACAAGGACGAGAGUCCUGCGGAGCCGGCAGCCCCCAUGCCUGAGGCUGAGGACAGUGCGGAACCGCAGCGGGAGGACCCGCUAGAGGCGCUAAUGAGCAGUUGGCAGCAGCUGUCGAUCGAGGGAUGCGACCUGAACGAGAUCUUCUCGAAGCUCGACCUGGACAAAAACGGGAGGGUGAGCAAGGACGAGCUGCGAGAGAUCUUUAUCCAGCUGCACAUCCCCGUGGAGAACGUGGACAUCGAUAAGGUUUUCCACGCUCUGGAUGCGAACCAGGACAACUCUAUCGACAUCGACGACAUCCGUCAGAUCAUCUUCCGCCGCAUCGACCUGCAGGUCAUUGAGGACCUGGCCAACAACCUCGACUGGGCGAAGCUGUUCGCAAGGAAGUUCAUCUCGCAGACGAAGCAGGGGAAGCGGCGCGCCUCCCUCUCCGGGGCCAUCGAGCGAACCCUGAGCAACCGUUCCCUGAUCCAGAACCUUUUGGACGACGUUAAGAAGGAAGUCGCGGUGCAGCUGGAGCAGAAGCUCAACGAGAAGUUGAGCUCGAACAAGACCAGGAGCAUGGCUCCGCAAAGUUCGUUCAAGGACAAGUUCUCCAUGUCCUCCAGCCACCUGCGGAACGCAGGGUUCGGCUCUCUGCGAUGGUUCAGGAGGGGUCUGGACGGAACGAUCGGCCUCCCUGCCAUCAACGUGAAGGAGGCGAUGGAGCUUGAGCACAGCUCGCUGGAGACGUUCAUCACGGGGAACUACCAACUGAGGACCUGCCCAGCUGAGGAGUGGGAGUUCGUGGUGAGCCCAUCCGAGGCAAGGAAGUACCCCGGGGAGGAGAGCGAGGAAGAUCCGGGGGGAAGGAAGCGAUGCCUCCUGUCGGAGCUCAUGCAGUCUCCGCUCGUUGCUGCGUCAGGGCUGACGGAGGAGGAGCUGAUUGCGCUGAGGCUGUACACGGGGCCGAUGUACAUGCUGUACAACGAGGUGCUGCGAGGAGCGCUGCACAGGAAGAAGCAGAAGGGCCAGUUCUCCUAUGUGACAACCAUCCACAUGAUCAACAGCGGCAUCCUGAAACUGGCCAGCGCGUCUCCUCUGCCGCCCGGCAGGAAGGUCUACCGAGGCCUCUCGGGGAUGAGGCUCCCUGAAUGCUUCUUCGUCGACGAUGCGUCGGGAUGUCGAGGAGGCGUCGAACUUGCUUUCAUGUCGACGACGGUCAACUUUGACGUGGCGCUGCAGUACACAGGCAGCAGGGACAGCCUCCUCCCCAUCAUCUUCGAGAUCAGCAUGGGGCAGGUGGAUCGGGGAGCGUCAUUGCAUUGGCUGAGCCAGUACCCGGAGGAGAACGAAGUCCUGCUCCCUCCCCUCUCCAACCUGGAGGUGAUCGGGUCCCCCAAGGCCGAGGUCUUCGGAGAGAGGAACGUGCUCGUGUUCUCGAUGCGGCUGAACGUGAACCUGAAGAGCAUGAACAAGGAGGAGCUGGAGGGGAGGAGGAAGGCCCUGCACAUGAACGCCCUCAACAACACCAUGCAGGAGAUCGAGCGAGAUCUGUUCCAGCGGGUUGCGAUGCUGCCGAAGGGAGACGCAGGGACGGUGAGGGGGGAGGGACGCAGGGUGGUGGAGCGGAUCCUGGAGGAGUGCAACAGGUUUGUGGAGCUGUACGAGUCGCAAGACGUCCGAUGGUACAACAAGGACAUGCACUACAAGCAUGCGCUUGAGGAGAGCUCGAACUUGCGGUCCCUCUCGCUCGAGCUCUUCUCCUACUGGGAGGAGAACACUGAGGUGGCGGACUACAACAUAGACGCGCUUUCCAUGAUUCAGGUCCACCGUCUCAAGAGCUCCUUCCUCCUCCAGUGCUACAGGGAAGCGGAGACGGAAGAGGAGAGGAAGCAGGCCGCGCUCAAGAUUGUCAUCUGGGAAGGGCUGGUGGAGAGCGAGGAGAAGAUUGACACGAAGCGCGGCUUCGACGGGGAUACGGCUCUCAUCACUGCUGUAGCUCAGGGCAACGUGGAUCAGACUAUCCUUCUCCUCGACGCCAGCUGCUCCAUCCACGCGCAGAACCGCAAGGGCUUCACUGCCCUCGCCACAGCAUCCCUCAACGGCCACCUGGACUGCGUGCGGAUCCUUCUCGAGAGGAAGGCAGACGUGGCCAAGAUGAACGACAGGAGCGAGCCUCCCCUCUUCCUCGCCUGCCGCUCCGGACACGUCGAGUGCGUGAAGCUGCUGAUCGAGUAUGGCGCGCGGGUGCAGACGAGGGCGAUGGAGGGCAACUCGAGCGUCUUCGUAGCAGCCGAACAGGGGCACCUGGACGUGCUGCAGGAGAUCGUCAACGUGGCAGGCACUAAGAUCCUCCUGCAGAGGAACGCCAAGGGCUGGACCUGCCUCCACCUAGCUGCCCAGCAGGGGCACCUGGAGGUUGUGAGGUUUCUCGUCGAGCAGGGAGGGCAUCGACUGUUUCGCUCCAAGGACGGGACAGGACGGACGUGCCUACACUGGGCGUCGAAGUUUUCUCGCAAGUCGUCGCAGAAGUCUGUGCUGCAGCUGCUGAGGGAGCUGCCCGAGCUGAGGCUGGAGGACCCUGACAACCAGUCGCGCAACUGCAUGCACCUUGCGGCCCGCUAUGGCUGCGAGGAGAACCUCGAGUACAUCUGCAGGGAGGGAGGGGCAAGCCUGCUCACGGAAGACAUUUACGGUUUUUCCCCUCUCCACCUGGCGUGCCUGUCGGGCGUCCGUGAGUGUGUGAAGCUGCUGUGCGAGAUCGGAGGGACAGAGCUGCUGUGGAGGAAGAGCAGGCAAGGAACCAUCGCCUUCCACUUCAGCUGCGCCAACGGGAGGAGGAAAAUCACCGAAGACCUUCUCAACUUGGGAGGAAACGAACUCAUCAAUGCUCGCAGCUCUGACGGCAGGACGCCAAUCUUCUAUGCUGCGAUGAAUGGACACACCCGAGAGGUGGAGCUGCUCUGCAACGUUGGAGGAGCGGCCAUUCUCGAAGCCAAGGACGACGAGGGCUGGAAUGUGCUGCACUGGCUGACGGAGGGGAAGAUGGGGGAGGCAGAGGCGGAGGACUGGAACACGCGGGUCAACCUGGCCAACAAGAAGGAGUGCGCGAGCUUUCUCUGCCGGGCGUCUCCUGCUCUCCUCUGGGAGCGAGAGCCACUGGAAGGGCGCACGUGCAUGCACCUUGCAUGCGCCAGCGGCCACCUGGACAUGGUUGCCCUCCUGUUUGCAGAGGCAGGCAGGCCGAUGCUGCUGGAGCGAGACAUCAAGGGCAGGACAUGCCUGCACUCGGCAGCGUGGGAAGACAAGCUUGAGGUGAUCCGAUACCUGUGGGACAUCGGAGGAGAGGACUUGCUCUUUCUCACGGACGAGACGGGGAUGACCUGUGCCCACUACGCGGUGCUGAACAGCAGGAGGAACUCCGACGAGACUGACGAGUUGGAGGCGGAGACGGAUGGUCUGGAAGGCAAUCAUGCGGAGAAUGACGAGGCGGGACAAGCGAGUUCAGAAGACGAGGAAGAGAAGGACAAGAGAGCUGAGGAAGGCUUCUCGCUGCUGGAUGCUACGAUGAGCGUCAGCCUUCAAUCCUCAAUGAUACAUGCUGCUGCAGAGACGGAAGUGCUCCGUUUCCUGCUCAGCGUGGGCAAGCGAAAGCUGCUGGAGAUGAAAGACAACGAAGGCAACACCGUGCUGGACAUCGCGAUAGCUAAUGACCUGGGCGACUGCCAGGACAUCAUCGAGAAAGCGUUCAAGCGUAACACGUAG